GGCCGGCACCUGUCGAGAUGUCGCUGGCGGGUCCGGAACGCCAGGCCGAGGCUUGUGGCCUGUGCUCGGGGAGCGGGGCUGCCGCCGCCGCCCGCUACACCUGCCCCCGCUGCAAUGUACCAUUCUGCUCGCUGCCCUGUUACCGCGGCUCCAGGCACCGGGCGUGCGCCGAGUCUUUCUACCGGGAGGCGGUGCUGGGCGAGCUGCGGGACGAGAGCCGGCGGGCGGGAGGCGCCGAGGCUCGGGCGGGCCUGCGGGAGAGCCUGAGGCGGCUGCGGCACUCCGAGGCCUGGGAGCCCGGGGGGCUGGAGCCCGGCGACCCGCACCCUGGCGGUACGGCCGCUCGGCUCUGGGACUCCCUGAGCGAGGAGGAGCGCCGCAACUUCGAGCGGCUCCUGGAGAGCGGGCAGGCCGCGGCCUGGAUCAAGGAGUGGAGGCCGUGGUGGGAGCGGCGAGCCCCAGGCCCCGUCCAGCAACUGCAGCCCUCGGGUCUGGAGGAAGAUCGAAGAUGUGAGAGGAUAAAUAAAGCACAGCCUCUGGUUGAUGUUGCAGGAACUGGGAGUGAGAAUGAUUCAGAACUGGGUAGGUUCACAGAGGAGCAAGUGACAGACAGACUCUGGGAACAUGAUGAUUCUAUUCCUGUAAUCUGCAGUAACAUUGUUCCUUUGCUGAGUUUGUGUUCAAAGCCUUCUCCCCUGAUCCAGUACAGUGUCGUGAACGUUCUCUAUGCAUACGCAUUUUCCAUGAAGCUGGUGAAUGGGGACGUAUCGGGGGAAAUGAGGGACGAGUUUAUCGAAGCUGCAUUAACAGUCUCCGAGGCCCUGCAGGGCAAUCGUGUUUUCAUGUCCACUGCAGAGGCUGUGCAGGCUGGAGUUGGAGCCAUGCGAAGCACCCCAUAUUUUUCUAAUCCCUUUGAGCCAGUGAACACAAUCAAGGACACGGCUGUCCUCUUAACUGGAGGAAGCAAGGCAUCAAACGGUCAUUAUACUUUGGCUGCAAUCUCCCACCUUCACCGGACACUGGGAAGAGCAAAGCGAUCUCAACAGAAGAAGGAUCCUGGUUAUUACCGGGCUUGGAAGAAGUGUGCCUUCCUUCUGUCCUGGGUGAAUGAACAUCAGGAUAGACUCGUGUUUCUCUCCAUGGAGGUGCAGAGUGAGUACAAGAACACCUUUGAUUCCUUGGUCCAAGUGGAGGAAGACAAAUCGAAUUUGGAAAAAGCCUGGGGAGGAAAGCGACCCCCAGAGAAGAAAGUGUUAAUUGAAGAACUAACUCCCUGACCUUGUUAAUCCCCACUGCUGCCCACUGAUUAUUUAAUAAAGAUUAUCAAAUUA
Molecule: messenger RNA, 1331 nt
Organism: Hemiscyllium ocellatum (epaulette shark)
Lineage: Eukaryota; Metazoa; Chordata; Chondrichthyes; Orectolobiformes; Hemiscylliidae
Gene: znhit2
Product: zinc finger, HIT-type containing 2
Exons: 2
Coding region: 18-1277 (419 amino acids)
Source: RefSeq, a predicted model, not a curated record